AUGACGAAACAUGUGGCGUUUUCACGACCUGGUGAUGAAGUCGGGGAGCCUUCCGUUGAAUUUCACCUGUACGAUUACUGUGAUUCUCAUUCCGUGACGUCGGAAGCUGUGUCCAUUGACUUGUCCAUGAUGCAAGAUCAGCAGCAACAGAAACGUUCAAUGAGGGGGAAACAGGCUGGGAAAAGCCGGGGUCACGACGCGGGAAUGGGAAAGCUAUUGAAGCGGGGGUCUACUUCAGGUACUUCUGAAAAGCGCGCGUCGAUCACGUCAGAGGUCUCUCAUGAUAUCAGUGCUGCAGAGAACAGUUUCUGGGACAAUGAAGAGAAUUCGUUUGCCGACUAUGCCAAUCUUGGCAAUCAAAAAGGGGGACAACGGAAUUCUGGGAAGUUAGUGCAACGUGCAUCCAUCACCUCUGAGAUGUCCGGUGUAGAUAGUUUCUGGAAGGAAGAGAAUUCCUUUGCAGAUUAUGCAAAGUUCGGUGGACUGAAACAAGAUCGAAGAGUAUCUGGAUCCUUCCAUUUGGCGGAAGAAGGAUUCAACGACAUUCGCUUUGACGAUGAAGCUUCUUUGGCGGAUUCGGUGUUAUCUAUGGGUUCCUUUGCCCUCGACGGCGGUAUUGAAAUCUAUGGCUUUGAGGAUAUCAAGGAUGGUGAAGAGUAUCAUGGUAACCACAACAACACCUAUACAGCGCCCUCCAAGGCUUCCAUGCUUGAUGGAUCUAUGGACUCGUGGUCUAUCAACGAGUCUGUCCUAAAGGAGGGUCAUAUUGAUGGGGAAGAAGGCUUGAAGGAUGCCAUGCCUAUGCGUCGGGCGGAUCGCAGGGCACAGAGAGCACGUGAUCGUCUUUCCGCCUACUCCAGAGUACCUAGUCGCAAUGGUUCUAUUGGCUCCCUGACAUCAAAUCCAAGACGCAAUGGUUCUAUAGGAAAAUACUCUGACCAUUCGGGUCCAAUUCCAAGACGCAAUGGUUCCAUUGGAAAAUACUCUGACCACUCUGGUCCAAGACGAACUGGUUCUCUUGGAAAAUAUUCUGACCACUCUCUUGGAUCGUUAUCCAUGGCGUCGUCAGGUCCAAGGCGGACUGGCUCCUUGGGAAAAUAUUCCGACCAUACGCCACGAGGAGUUGGUCGUCGAUCGUCUGCUGCUCCAGGGCAUCGUCGCAACGGUUCGAAUGGAUCUCUUGCGGCAGCCGUUCUUCCAGGACGCAAUCGACCUACUGCAGAUGCUCCCGAGCCCGAUAUAGAAGACGGGAGCCCUACCGUGCGGCAGAGAAAUGGACGCGAGCCCGGUACCGGUACGGAAGAAGGGAGCCCUACCGUACGGCAGCGAAAUGGACGCAAUAAGUCAGACAAAAAGGAAGUAUCAGCAACAUCGGCACCAUCCAUGCCGUCCGUAGAAAAGAAGGAUUCCAUUGUUUCGUCCAAAGUUACCAAGGCAAUGAAGAUGAAAUUGGGAACAGAUCUUCCAGGGGGUGCUAUUCUUUCGCCACGGACCAAGUCGUCCAAGAAGUCAGCAAAGAUCAAAAUGGGGUCCGAUUCAGAUAUUCUCCCACGGAGUCGGAGUGGUUCUACACGGCAGCAAUUGUUGGGAUAA
This is a messenger RNA of Cylindrotheca closterium, 1593 nucleotides long. NCBI's taxonomy places the organism in Eukaryota, Bacillariophyta, Bacillariophyceae, Bacillariales, Bacillariaceae. The record is from the annotation of a GenBank genome assembly.